Molecule: messenger RNA, 1776 nt
Organism: Diplodia corticola
Lineage: Eukaryota; Fungi; Ascomycota; Dothideomycetes; Botryosphaeriales; Botryosphaeriaceae
Product: zinc carboxypeptidase
Exons: 2
Coding region: 1-1776 (591 amino acids)
Biological process (GO): proteolysis
Molecular function (GO): zinc ion binding; metallocarboxypeptidase activity
Source: RefSeq, a predicted model, not a curated record
AUGCGCGUCCACGUCUUCACCAACGCCGGCCUUCUAUUUCUGUGCGCGCCUGCGCUUGCCGCUGCCGGGCCCUCCCGUUUCGACCAGCACUGCGCCUCGCCGCUCCAGCAGCCCGACACCCGGCCGUCGUGGCGUAAGCUCUCCGACCGCGUCCUGACGGCCCUCUGGGGCCCGCCCAGCUCCGCGACAUCCCGCGGCGCUGCCGCCCUCGAUGCCAGCGCCAGAGGCGGCCGCGUGUCGCCGCCGGGCAAGCUGCUGGCCCGCUAUGGCGACGACAUGGUGCUGCGCUUCAACGUGAGCACCGAGCACGAGGCCCGCAAGCUUGGCGAGGCCGCCAACACGCUCUUCCUCGACGUGUGGGAGUCCAGCGAGAAUUGGGUCGACAUUCGGAUAGCGAAGGACGUGGUGCCUUCGCUGCUUGGGCUGCUGCCUGCCUCGCUCCAAGACGCCCAUGCGCCGCUGAUGCGCGACCACGAUCUCGCCCAGGCCAUCUUCGACUCGUAUCCCGCGACCGACCCUGACUCCAUCCCGUCCCGUGAGCCAUUUUCGCAUUCGCUGCGCUCUUCGCAGAAUGCGCAGACCAAUCUGUUCUUCCGCGACUACCAGCCGCUGUCCGUCAUUAUGCCGUGGCUGCGCCUCAUGGAAUCGCUCUUCACAACCCACACGAAGCUCAUAAACGUCGGCAUAUCCUACGAGGGCCGCGAUAUUCCUGCGCUGAGGGUAGGCGUCCACCCCACGAAUAGGGACCAGGAUAGCACGCCGCGCAAGACUAUUCUCAUCACCGGAGGCUCCCAUGCUCGCGAGUGGAUCAGCGUGAGCACCGUGAACUAUCUCGCUUACUCGCUGAUCACCUCUUACGGUAAGUCGGCUACAACCACUGCUCUGCUGGAAGCUUUCGACUGGAUAUUUGUUCCGACUUUGAACCCGGAUGGCUACGUCUACACCUGGGAGACGGACCGCCUGUGGCGCAAAAACAGGCAAAUGACAUCCCUCCGCUUCUGCCAGGGCAUUGACCUUGACCGCUCUUACGACUUCCAUUGGGAUGGCGAGUUCACAAGGAGCAACCCCUGCUCCGAAAGCUACGCCGGAGAUGAGCCGUUCGAGGCUGUCGAGGCCAAACGGUUCGCGGACUGGGCCAAGAACGAAACAGAGCAGAACAAUGCCGAUUUCGUAGCGUUUCUGGAUCUCCACUCCUAUUCGGAGCAGGUUCUGUAUCCGUACUCGUACUCUUGUGCCGAACAGCCGCCUACGCUUGAAGACCUCGAGGAGGUCGCCCUCGGUCUUGCCAAAGCCAUUCGUGUCUCCAAAAACGGCCAUUCCUACAAGGCGGCGUCGGCGUGCGAGGGCAAUGUCGCAUACACCGGCAAGGACAAAGAUCAGAGGACGUACCUUCCGCGUAUCGAGACCGGUGGCGGCAGCGCCCUCGACUACUUCUACCACCAGCUCGGUGUCAAAUACUCGUACCAGAUCAAGCUACGUGACACAGGUAGCUACGGGUUCCUAUUGCCCAAGGAGAACAUUAUACCGACCGGUAAAGAGGUCUUGGAUGCAGUCUACUACCUCGGUCAUUUCUUGUUGGGCGACAUCGGCUUCAUGGCCGAAGACGAGGAGACGGAUUUGACAUCCGAGCUUGCAGUCACGACCCAACCUUCAACCCAGAUGUUUCCGCUUGACGGCGAUGAGGAUGAGGAUGUGCUUGAUUUGGAGGCACUCCUCGACGAGUUGGCCGAUAAUGACGAGACCGAGUGGGAGUUGAGGCGCCGCAGGAGACGUUAA